Messenger RNA from Spirodela intermedia, 817 nucleotides. The record is from the annotation of a GenBank genome assembly. Lineage: Eukaryota; Viridiplantae; Streptophyta; Magnoliopsida; Alismatales; Araceae.
AUGAACCCUAAAUCGAGGAGAGACAAAAAUAUUACCAAAUUGAUUAAAAAAAUAGGAGUGUCUUUAUAAAAGAGUUAUUUAAGCAAUAAAAAAAUAAAAAAACUAGGUUUAAAGUGGGUCUGCCCAAAAAUCAACUUUUGACCACUGUUGUUUUCUCUAGUGCGCCAUAAAGUUUGAAUAAUUCCUUUCAAUGCGAAGUUGGUGAUGCCGAUAAUUCACAAAAUGAUGAAAUUUUGAUAGCUUAAUUUUGUUUUAAAUCCAUUAGCAACUUGAUCAUUUUUUAAGAAAAACUUCAUCUUGAUCUUAGUCUGUUAGAUCUUAGUCUGUUAGAAUCUAUUUUAAGUCAUUUUAGAAUUAGUUAAACUUUGUCCCUAAGAUCUGUCAAGAUCCUUUUUUUGGAGAACACCCAACCUACUUUCUAAGCCUAUAUAAAGGCCCUCAUUGUAAUUAGAGAGAGAUACCUUUUUAGUUGAAUCACCUUUCUCCACUAUGAAAACCUCUCCCUCUUGCUUGUGGAUUCAAGCACUUCCUUGUGGAUUCAAGGGUUGAAGACUCUGAAUCAAUAGAUUCAAAGACAGGUUUCUUCUCUAAGAUUGGAGCUUCGUGGAUUCAAGCUAAUAUCUUAUUUAUCUUAUGUGUUACUGUUGUGUCAAUGAUACACUCAUUGAAUGAGUUUUGUCUCGGAUGUUCUGUAUAUGCUUCCAAAGAGGUGGAGGUGGUGCUACUAGACAUCGCCGGUGGCUUGGACAAUCUAUGGGCUGAUAGUGUCUCAGUUUAGGGACAGCGAGGAGAUGCUUUGAAUCCUAGGACAACCUAG